AUGAUGGACAUUCCUGAUGUAAUCAUAGAUAAUGGUUCUGGGCUCUGCAAAUCCGGGUUAGUUGGUGACAGCAUUCCAACAUCAGUCAUACCAUCCAUUGUAGGUACCUUCAAAGUCAAGGGAAACACACGUGAAGCAUCCCAUACAGAAAUGUAUUUUGGAAAAAAGGCUCUAGCUAAAAGAGGUAGUGGGUGCUUAAAACACCCUAUUGAGCGUGGUACAGUAACCUCCUGGGAACUUUUGGAAAAGCUUUGGAAACAUGUUUACACAUCUGAACUUCACAUAAAACCAAAAGAGAGGCCAGUUUUGAUAACUGCUGCUCCAUUGACUUCCUUCAUUGACAGAGAAAGGAUGACAGAAAUUAUGUUUGAAUGUUUUAAUGUGCCAGCUAUGUACGUGGCUAUUCCUGCAACUCUGGCACUCUAUGCAUCAGGACGAACGAGGGGAAUAGUCCUUGAUAGUGGCUUUGGAUUAACGGAUGCUGUACCCGUUUAUGAAGGCUACUACCUGCCCGAUGCUGUCAAAAGACUUAAACUUGCUGGAAAUGACAUCACUGAAAGUGUGAGGAGACUUCUAUUGGAAAAUGGUCAUAACAUCUCAAAUACAAUUCCUAAGGAGACCUUUGAGAACAUCAAAGAAACAUUGUGCUAUAUUGCUCUAGAUCCCCAGCUGGAGAGCAAAAGUCAAACAGAUGGCAUUCAACAGGAAUAUACACUCCCUGAUGGAAAUCUGAUCACACUCCAAAAGGAACUCUUCAAAGCACCAGAACUACUCUUCACAACUUCCAUUGUAGGUUUGGAAGAACCUGGAAUUCAUAAGUUGAUCUAUGAUAGUAUUUCAAAAUGUGACAGAAGCUUGAGAAAAGAUCUCGUUAGCAACAUUUUACUAUCUGGUGGUUCUACUCUUUUCCUGGGUCUGGAAGAAAGAUUGCUGAAGGAGAUUAAAUUCCAAGUUCCCAGUGGAUUACAAAUUAAAGUCAUUGCACCACCAAACAGGAAUAAUUCUGUUUGGAUGGGUGCCUCAAUUUUAACCAGCUUGACAGCCUUUAAGGACAUGUGGGUCACGAGUAAUGAUUACAGGGAUUAUGGGCCAGCUAUCAUUAACAAAAGAUGUUUCUAG
This is a messenger RNA of Rhincodon typus (whale shark), 1119 nucleotides long. Its product is annotated as actin-3-like. The transcript has a single exon. Bases 1 to 1119 code for a protein of 372 amino acids. The record is from RefSeq and is a predicted model, not a curated record. Lineage: Eukaryota; Metazoa; Chordata; Chondrichthyes; Orectolobiformes; Rhincodontidae.